This is a messenger RNA of Fusarium musae, 2109 nucleotides long. RefSeq lists its product as uncharacterized. Lineage: Eukaryota; Fungi; Ascomycota; Sordariomycetes; Hypocreales; Nectriaceae. The record is from RefSeq and is a predicted model, not a curated record. The transcript has 3 exons. Gene Ontology annotation, biological process: chromatin remodeling. Bases 1 to 2109 code for a protein of 702 amino acids.
AUGGCACAACCGGAUCCUAGCCAGGGCGUCCCUCAGGACCUUAUGCCCCACGUCCAUCUGAUCUCUUCCUUUCGAUACCCUGUGAUGCCUCGACUUGACCUAAAUGAGGUUGCUAAAUGGCUUAUGGCUGCACCACAAGUCGCGAGAGACCGGGCGCCCUUUUUCUGGACAUAUCUCGAUAAACCUACAGACGGCACGAUACUCUUGACCUGGCAGCCCCUUCAGCGGUUGGGAACGAACUUCGCAACGGAUGGUUAUGUCUGGGCGCCUCCAGAACAGGUUUACAAGCAUGAUCUGGGCAAUGGACUGAUGCUUGAGAUUUACUAUCAGAAAGCUGGUUACAUUCCCGGCGAGCAGUAUGCUCUCCACGCCCGUCGACGAUGCCGACUAGUCCCUAUCCCUGGCCAUCCUAAUCCUCCUCAACCAGACGUCGGCCUCUUCAUUGUGCAUUACGGACCCGCCGAGCCGAAUGACAGAGUUCCUGUCUCCAUGAUUCCCUUUGACGAAAGAGUCAACAGCAUCAUGCAGCAGCGCCACUUUUUGCAGCGCGCUGGCCAGAUUCGUCGCAAGGAAUUCAUGUUAUCCGACCGAGUCAACUGGCCCACCCUGCCUGAUCUCACCCGUCAGCCAGUGCCUCCCCAGAUGGCCCCUCGGGGCGUUCCUCAACAGAUGGCAUAUCCCACACAACCCGCACCGGGUCCUCCUGCUAAACGAGCGAGGCACGCUGCGGGCCAGAGUGGCCAACCCCCCGUACCAGGAAUGCCUCAGCUAGACGCUGCCUUCGACGAUGAAGAGGAUGUUUCGCGGGGAGAUAUGUUUGACCAUCUUACUCCAAGAGAGAUUUCUAUGAGCCGAUACCAGCAGAACCACGAGUGGAUGGAAGAGAUCCUCUCGUCUCCUUAUAGGAUAAGCCAGAUCACCCCUGCCGAUUUAAACCUCGGUUUCAAGGGUGAAUUGGCAUACUUGACCGAAGGCAUUUUUCCCGCGCAAGGAGUUGACGCCUCCAAUUCCGUGCCUGAGAAGCCGUAUAUCGGGCGGCUGGAUCCCGAAAAGGCCGAUGAAUUUCGCAAGCGAGUCCAUAAUCACAUUGAGUCAACCAAGGCCGAGAUAGAGAAGAUGCAGGCCGACCAUGCCGCAGCUCUUGCAAAGUUCAAGGAAACUUCCAUUCUCAGCACAAAGGAGAAGGAGCUCCGAAACACUGUCGAGGGUACAGGCACUGAGAUUUGGCGAAUUGAGGGCAAGGUUAACCCCCACGACGAGGAUGCUGUUGCUCGUCCCGUCAGUUCGAAAACCGUCGAACAGAUAGUGUCUGAAGUCGAAGCUGCUACGGGUAAAAAGGUUGAUACCAAGCCGACGGUAUCUCGUGUUCAAGAUGGAGGUUAUCAGCCACCAGCACCAGAACCCGUUCAGGUUGACGCUUCGCAACUAUCUCGUCAGCCUUCGCAAUCUGGCUCACAGAACAGCGGCAUCAUGAUUGGCGAAUCUGAUAUCGAUAUGGGUGGCACUGCUGCUGGAUUACUGGAUCAGAUGCAUACUGGCGUUUCCAACACCUCGACACCUCUGAACAACUUUGGAACUCCUCAACCUCCAUUGUCAGCGGCUCAGUCUGGGGCCGGAACACCUUCUAAUGCCACCGCAGUUGGUUCGGGCGGUGACGUGACGAUGGGCGGAACUCAGGGACCAAAGGAUCACACAACAGCGCCUGAUCAAGGAACUGGCAGUGGGGAUUGGGUUGUUGUGCCCAAAGAUGGCACUGUGAACGAAGCGAAUCAGGGCACUGGCUCGGAUGCCGUUUCGGUCAACGCAAACACACCCACUACUGCAGGAAUUGAUACUGCCAAGUCAGUGGCUAAAACUGCUUCUGCUGGUGCCACCCCAGCAGCUGGAACACCCGGCGGUUCUGUUUCCUUUGACCAAAACGACUUUAGCUCCCUUGGUGACCUUGACACAGCAGGUGACGCUCUUAACUUUGACGGCCCUACGUUAGACGGUGCAGCAGGCGAGUUGGGUGAGGGUCUAGAUCUCAGCAUGGACAUGGACGAUUCAGCAUUUGGAGACGCUUUUCAUGGCGUCGAAACCUCUGGAACUCCCCAUGGUCAGGAUAUGUAG